UCGACUGCCGGACAAACGACAAUCCAAAUCCAAAUUUCCUAUCGAGUGUGCGUGUGUGUGUGGAAACAAUUGAGAAAGAUGCGUUUAGGAUUGAUUGCUUUGAUCGCUUUGUUUGUCGUUGUUUCGACAGUGGACAGCUUCAAAUGUCCGGAGGAAACGACCACCACAAUUGUGGAGAAGGUGUCCAUCCCGGAUAAACCAAAACUCCUGAAGGUGACGGUCACCUGCAAGGAUUUAAGCGGUAAACAAAUUGAAACGCACGAGUCCGAAGAGGAGAACAAGUUCGGCGACAACGUGCAGGUGCAGAGCAUCUCGUACAAAUCUUCGUAUUACUCGAGAGGAAACGGACAUGGGAUCAGGAUAAACGUGGGAAACGUCGACAACAAGAAGGACGUCGAAGUUUUGGAUGCUUUUGUUGGAGAAACGUUCGAAUAAUAAAGAUUUUUUUUUUGUUUUUAUA
Molecule: messenger RNA, 460 nt
Organism: Nicrophorus vespilloides
Lineage: Eukaryota; Metazoa; Arthropoda; Insecta; Coleoptera; Silphidae
Exons: 3
Coding region: 79-435 (118 amino acids)
Source: RefSeq, a predicted model, not a curated record